Molecule: messenger RNA, 1155 nt
Organism: Ailuropoda melanoleuca (giant panda)
Lineage: Eukaryota; Metazoa; Chordata; Mammalia; Carnivora; Ursidae
Product: stromelysin-1
Exons: 9
Coding region: 1-1155 (384 amino acids)
Biological process (GO): extracellular matrix organization; collagen catabolic process; proteolysis
Cellular component (GO): extracellular matrix
Molecular function (GO): metalloendopeptidase activity; zinc ion binding
Source: RefSeq, a predicted model, not a curated record
AUGGAGCAUCUUGCCAUCCUCGUGCUGUUAUGUCUGCCAGUCUGCUCCGCGUAUCCACUGAAUGGAGCAGCGAGGAAGGAGGGCUCAACCACGGAUUUUGUCCAGCAAUACCUGGAAAAUUACUACAACCUUGCAAAAGAUACCAAACCAUUUGUUAGAAGAAGGGACGGUGGUCCUGUUGUUGAAAAACUCCGAGAAAUGCAGAAGUUCCUCGGGCUGGAGGUGACGGGGAAGCUGGACUCGGACACUCUGGAGAUGAUGCACAAGCCCAGGUGUGGGGUCCCCGAUGUCGGCGACUUCACCACCUUCCCUGGCAUGCCGAGGUGGAGGAAAACACACCUUACUUACAGGAUUAUGAAUUAUAUGCUGGAUUUGCCAAGAGACGCUGUUGAUUCUGCCAUUGAGAAAGCUCUGAGCCUCUGGGAGGAGGUGACUCCACUGACUUUCUCCAAGGCUGACGACGGAGAGGCUGACAUAAAGAUCUUAUUUGCAGUUAGAGAUCAUGGAGACUUUAUCCCCUUUGAUGGACCUGGAAAAGUUCUGGCUCAUGCCUACCCGCCCGGGCCCGGCAUUUACGGAGAUGCGCACUUUGACGAUGACGAGCCAUGGACGAGGGAUACUUCCGAAGGUCCUGCCCCGGAACCCCCUGGUAGGAGGCAUUUUUGGCGCAAAUCCCUCAGGACGCUUGAACCUGGAUUUUACCUGAUCUCCUCGUUUUGGCCCUCCCUUCCUUCAGGCCUGGAUGCUGCAUAUGAAGAAACUAGCAAGGACAUUGUUUUCGUUUUUAAAGGAAAUCAGUUCUGGGCCAUCAGAGGAACUGAGGCACAAGCUGGUUAUCCAAAAAGCAUCCACACACUCGGUUUUCCCUCAACCUUUAGGAAAAUUGAUGCAGCCGUUUUUGAUAAGGAAAAGAAGAAAACGUACUUCUUUGUAGGGGACAAAUACUGGCAGUUUGAUGAAAAUAGCCAGUCCGUGGAGCAAGGCUUCCCCAGACUAAUCGUGGAUGAUCUUCCAGGGGUUGAGCCGGAAGUCGAUGCUGUAUUUCAGGAAUUUGGAUUUUUCUAUUUCUUCAGAGGAUCGUUACAGUUUGAGUUUGAUCCUGAUGCCAGGAUGGUGACACGUAUACUGAAGAGUAACAACUGGUUUUAUUGUUAG